Molecule: messenger RNA, 2391 nt
Organism: Dichotomopilus funicola
Lineage: Eukaryota; Fungi; Ascomycota; Sordariomycetes; Sordariales; Chaetomiaceae
Exons: 2
Coding region: 1-2391 (796 amino acids)
Source: RefSeq, a predicted model, not a curated record
AUGGAACGCCGCUCAUUCCUACCGAGAAGCUCCUCACUAUCCACCCUACUCCCCACCAGCGAUGAAAAGUACUACCUGCCCCGCUCGGUACAACAAAAGCGCAGGUUCAAGUUACGAACACUGCUAGGCCAUUGCUUUUACCGAAGGGUUAUCCUAUGGAUUCUUGCAGCCCUCGCACUCUUGAUUCUCGGCUUGUCCACCACAAGCGAGAACGGACUUCGGCGGGAGAGGUUACUCGAGCUGGUACAAUCUAGGCCGUACGAAGAGACUCACGAUGUUUCUGAACAUGUUGUUGAAGAAGAAGCCAUCGUUACGGGGAGUAGGAGGGAAAAGGUCAUGGUGGUAACAAGUUCGGAGAAAGCGCCCCCACCAGCAUGGCGUGAGGGUAUGCCAUACUGGCUGCGAUUCAAGCACCUGGAUGGAUUCUUUGUUGGCCUCAAGGCCCUCGUACCGGCUCGAGAGUAUCAGCCCGAACACCCCCGAAAACCGGGGGAGGGCUCGCCGUUCCCACUUACGAUAUCCUACACGGGCUUGCCCACACCCACGCCCUAUGUGCCCCAUCCAGAUUAUGAGUCGGAAAAGUACACCGCUGAGCAUCACGAGGCCCAACCAUGUUACCUUGACAAAGCUAAGCAGAUCCCCGUCCCCGAGGUCUACGCAUACGACGGCAUCAUCCAGGGCCAGUCGGAACCGGUGCUCGGCUCGCAUAACCUCCUGGGGCUCCGCGACGACGUCUGUUUUGACCGAUUCGGGAGGUACGGUCCGUAUGGCUUGGGAUACACCUUUGAGGAGGGUGGUGUGGAAGUUGGCAUGGACACAGAGCGGACAGGGAACGAAGUAGUAUGGGAGAAAACAGGAAAGAUCAACUAUGACACCAUCGACUGGGCGGAGGCGCAAGCCCGGUGCUUGGAUGCUAACAAGAAGAGGUUCCGCGAUCCUGCCGACAAGGACCAACCAUCCACCACGACAUCAUCGGGGAAGGGUUCUGGAUCGGGAAAAGCCAAACAGGACGGUAGUAAGCAGGGGGCUCAGGAAGACCCGACUUUCGUUCACAGCGAACGACCCAAGAAGAAGAUUGGUCGCACCGCCGUGGUAGUUCGAGCCUACACCGGGUACCAAUGGACUCACCACGCAGUUCUGAACUUUCGAGCUAUGAUUUCAGAGCUUUCUCUCCGAUCAGGCGGAGAAUAUACCGUGCAUUUCCUUCUGCACGUACGCGACGGCAACGAAGCGAUCUGGGCAGAUCCUAUUACGGCCCAACGAAUCCUCGACGACAACAUCCCGCCCGAAUUCCAUGGCCUCUGCACGAUGUGGUCGGAGGACCAGAUGCGACUUAUUUAUCCCGGCGGCUUCGGGCGCAGCUUCUCUAACCCCAGCAGCGGCAGCAUCCACGGCGUGUAUCGUAGCGCACACAUGCCGCUGCAGUAUUUCGCGCUUAACCACCCCGAAUACGACCACUUUUGGAACUGGGAACUCGACAUGCGGUGGUUGGGCAACUACUACGAGCUAUUCGACCGGUUGGGCAACUGGGGCCGCGAGCAGUCGCGCGUCGGGGCCUGGGAACGCUCAUCCAAGUACUACAUCCCACGAUACCACGGAGACUGGGCAAACUUCACGUCCCUAGUCCAUAACGAAACCGCUGCCAGCGGCCGCCCGGCCGUCUUCGGCCCCGUAUCGUUCCCCGGGCGCGUCCCCCUCCGCUCUGAAGCCUCCGGCGAGAGUUUCAUCCCCCGCUCUUGUGCAACCCGCGCCGACCCUUCCUGUGGCGUGGGCGAGGACGCGGAUCUCAUCACGCUUAAUCCCCUCUUUGACGCCGAGGACUCCGGCUGGGUAUUCGCCUCCGACGUCACCGGCUACAAUACAGCACUUCCCCCACCACCUCGACGCUGCGCGAUCGUCACCGCUUCACGCCUUAGCCGCCGGCUACUCGGCGUCAUGCACGAAGAGAACUGGCGCCUGCAUAACUCCAUGUUCACCGAGAUGUUCCCGGCUUCGGUAGCGCUGCAUCGAGGACUCAAGGCCGUGUACGCGCCGCACCCUGUGUUUGUCGACCGCGAGUGGGAGCUGGCGGCUGUGGACAAGGCCUUCAACGGCGGGCGCGAUCACACCAGCGGCGGACGCGGCAGUCCGUUCGAUCUGCGCAAUGAGCACAACCACAAGGGGACAAGUUGGUACUACCACAGUGAGUUUGCGGGCCUCUUGUGGCGGAGGUGGUUGGGGUAUGCGCAGUAUGAUGGGCGGGGGCCUAAUGGAGGUCGGUCCGGGGAGGGUACUUUGAGGGGGGGUAAGGUCGAGGAGGAGAGGGCAAGCAGUACAGGGAGGAUGUGUUUGAGGAGCAUGUUGGUACAUCCGAUCAAGUGGGAACAUCCAAGCGAGCUGGAGGACCUUUAA